AUGAAAGUGGAACAGAAAGCGCAUCAGGAACAGAUUAUGGUCGAUAAGAAUAUGGAUACCUGCACACAGGAAGCAACCCCGGAUGAGUUUGACCCUGAGUUUACCCCAGAGCUAGAUUACGGCGACCAGUACGAUAUCUGUGCAGAAAAUGAUGACAGCAUGAGCGACGAGGGGAAAAUGUUCCAACGACAACAACGCAGCGACAACGACGACAGGUUUUUUGAGGAAGAACAGGAAGCCUACAGCUUUGAGGAAGAACAGGAAUCAUACGAGGGCGAUGAGGGUGACGAAGGUCAUAGGAAAGAAGGCAACCGGGAGAAGACGGCAUAA
Molecule: messenger RNA, 330 nt
Organism: Fimicolochytrium jonesii
Lineage: Eukaryota; Fungi; Chytridiomycota; Chytridiomycetes; Spizellomycetales; Powellomycetaceae
Exons: 1
Coding region: 1-330 (109 amino acids)
Source: RefSeq, a predicted model, not a curated record